Messenger RNA from Phytophthora sojae, 564 nucleotides. RefSeq lists its product as hypothetical. The annotation marks the transcript as partial. The transcript has 3 exons. Gene Ontology annotation, molecular function: protein binding. The record is from RefSeq and is a predicted model, not a curated record. NCBI's taxonomy places the organism in Eukaryota, Oomycota, Peronosporomycetes, Peronosporales, Peronosporaceae.
AGGGCGAUGGACGAGGCUGCUGGAAAUGGGCACCUGGAAGUGGUGAAGUGGUUGCAUACGAAUCGAUCGGAGGGGUUACCGGAGUCUGUGGUGGAAGUCGCAGCAAGUGAAGGUCGACUGGAUAUGCUACAGCUUCUACUGGAGCAUGACGCUGGCCGUCGAUGGCGACCGACUGAAGCUAUGGACGAUGCCGCCGCCAAUGGUCAACUGGAAGCUGUGAAGUGGCUUCAUAACAAUCGAUCCGAGGGGUGCACGUCGAAGGCGAUGGACGAGGCUGCCGCAUAUGGGCAGCUCGAAGUGCUGAAAUGGCUACAUGCGAAUCGAUCUGAGGGCUACACGGACAGCGCCAUAUUUUACGCAGCUCGCAAUGAUCGUGCUGAGGUUGUAAAGUGGUUGGUAACCCAAUCUCCGAUGGAGUCGGCGGACGUUGCGAUGAAGCACGCUGUCGCCAACGGGAACCUGAAUUUGAUGCAGUGGCUUCACACAGACGCAAACGCUGAGUGCACUGCAAAAGUGAUGAUCUGUGCUGCGAAGCACGGUCAGUUGGCGAUACUCAAGUAUUUG